AUGGAGCCCGAUAAUAAUAUCCAGCAAGUUCGAAUGAAUCUGACGCCCUAUGUUGACGUACUUCGAUACCUAUUGAACCAACAAAGCACAAGGAAGAUCGCUCUCUGGAUGUCUAUUAAUGCUCGAAGAAUUAGCCCUGCGGUUCCUCGACCUCAGACAAAGGAAAAGGAUCUUCUGCCUCAUCAAGCACGUAUAGAAUCAAUGGAAACAGCACUCAAGAAGUCAAUCGAAAGUAUUCCAGCACUUGAAGAACCAAGGCCUGUUCCAAAGACCAUUUUCUCCAAGCUACCUGAUGAGGUGCUGCGAGACGUUUUCUCGUAUUGCAAGCCAAAGACUCUUGCAAAGAUGGCAAUGACGUGUAUUGAUAUGUACCAUUCAGUCAUUCCAUUCAUGUACAACAAGCCAGAACUCAGCUCUACGUCAGGACUGAAGGCUCUGAUCGCCACCAUACGUCUCGACGAGAUUCUCUUCCCAGCCAAAACAUAUAGAACUGAAGAGACAUUUGGAAGCUAUGUUAAAAUUUUGUCGCUUGAAUCACUAGGAUUCAAAGUCACACCUGGCGAAUCUGGAGCUAUUGCAGAAUUCUUAAAGGAAAAUGCGAAUUUGAUGCCAAAUAUUCGUAAAUUGCAUCUACCCACCGUCAUCGCAUUGAAUGCUAUACAAGCACUGCGCAUGAUUGAAAAUUGGCCUGAUUUGGUGCAUUUUGGAGCUGUAUUGUUGUCAACAAGCCGGGAGCUAGUUGACCAUAAACUCUUCAAUUCCUGCCUCUCACGAACACUGUCAUUAUCUGAGCCUACUCAACGAGCUUGUUUUUAUUUGAAUGGCAAACUUGGAAACACGCAAUCGUUGCACUUGAUUCAGCAACCACAACAAACAGAGCGCUCUAUCAACUUGAAUCCGGAUUCGGUUAUCAGGUUGAUUGAGUCGUCUCGCAAACACCUGACAAGCUUCUCCUUGUCCACAGUGCGUGACAUUGAUGGCCGUCUCUCGCCAAGUCUAUUGUCAGCAUUGUCUAUAUAUGUCAAUGAUCAACUCGUCAAACUGGUACUCACUAGGCCUGGAGCAACGCUUGAUGCCAAUUCCUUUGCCAACUUUUCACGAGCUUGCCCAAACCUUACCACACUAUGCAUUGGAGGUGGACCAGCAGAUUUGCUUAGCGACGAAAUCAUAGCUGGUCUGGCAGGUCUCACACAUCUCAAAAUAUUAUACCUUCGCUCAACACAACUAAGAAAGGCCGACUCCGUAACAGAUUUGAUCUUAACCAAUCGAAGAACUUUACGGGUCGUGUAUGUUGUAGGUGAUUCAGCCUUUUGGGACGCACAUCCAGCUCAAGUUCUCUCUACAGCUGCAUUGCCGUUCCCAAAACUUGAAAUAUUGGCAUUGUGUGGCAUGCGAAGGCCGCAAAACGCAAUCCUAUUCCUAGAAGGAGGUCAGGAGAUGCCUGAUUAUUGCUUUGACAUGAUUGGUCUCUGUCCAAAACUAUAUGCCAUAAGGUUGACGCCCAAUCCCGCUGGAGGUGCUGUAGCAGCUGUUGCGGCCGCUCAAGCUGCCGCUAUUCCCGAAGUGAAUAUGGAUAUUGCUGAGGAUUUUGCUGGCGAUGAUGACGAUGAUAUGAUAGUUGCUCCCGGAAUCAACGUACAAGGAGGACCUCCAGUACCAGCUCCAGCUCCCAAUGCACCACAACCUCUGGGUGCUGCUUUGCAUCAGCUUGAACACGCUGUUGAUCAAGCCCAAAAUGGUAAUGCCGCGAUUCAAGCUCAAAAUGCUGUGUUUCAAGCUCUUGGAGUCUUAGGCAACAUUAACCCAAACAAUCCCAAUCCAAAUCCCAAUAACAAUAAUAAUCCCAUUCCUCCUGGUUUUCCACUUUUUCCCAAUGCUGCCCAAAUAAUGGCAAACCAACCAAAUCUACGCUUACCACGUUUGCCCCUCAAGAUUGGUAACGCAUAUGCGUGUGCUCCUCUCUUCUGCACGGAAGUCUCUCGCUUUGAUGACCCUGUAGUCUUCACCAUGUAUAAAAGACAUAUAAAGCAUAGGAACAAGACCUUGAAACGUGGAAACACUGCAGGAGCAAUAGCUGGACAAGCUACUCGUCCACAGCCACCUGUCGACAACGAUGGAUUUCCACCACUCGAAGAUGAAGACGACGAACAGCUAACUCUUCCACCACCAUUACCUCCCCAUGCUAAUCAUCAUCACCAUGGACCACUAGGAUUGCAGCAGCUAUUUGGCGGUGGAGGUCCAAACUUUGGAAAUAUGCCAGUGAUGGGUGGUGCACAAAUAUUCGCUCUGGGAGGUCCUCUUGGUGGUCAACUCGAUCCUCUUGGUAAUGGUGCGGGUGGUGGUAUUAUUGGCGCUGCUGGAGGACCUGGAGGCAAUAAUAAUAACAACAAUAAUAUCCCACCUGGUCUUGGUGGUCUCUUUGGUGGAAUUCUGGGCCAACUUGGACUUCCAAUAGGUGCGGGUAUGCCAUUCCAGAUGCCUGGUGGUCUUCCUGGUGCUGGUGGUGGUGCUGCUGCUGGUCCUCCUCCUCCUGCUGCUGGUAACAAUAAUAAUAACAACACCAACAACAACAACAUCAACAAUCAAGAAGGAGCAAAUCAAGAUGGCAUGGGGAUCGACAUGGUAAUAGAUUUGGUCUUCGCCCAUCAUGGGGAUGGUGACAACGAAAAUCAAAUGUAG
This is a messenger RNA of Synchytrium microbalum, 2679 nucleotides long. RefSeq lists its product as uncharacterized. The transcript is spliced from 8 exons. Gene Ontology annotation, molecular function: protein binding. The record is from RefSeq and is a predicted model, not a curated record. Lineage: Eukaryota; Fungi; Chytridiomycota; Chytridiomycetes; Synchytriales; Synchytriaceae. The coding region runs from base 1 to 2679 and encodes 892 amino acids.